UAAUCCCGUCUGAUUUUUUAUAGUUAUUCUUUUAGUAAGCUUAAUAAGUAAAGUCAAUGAAUAUUGUAUAAUAAAAUGGACAAAAACUAUACCGACGAGCGCCUAAAAAAUAUAAUAGACAAAUUUUCUAAAUGCAAAAUUGAAUAUUUUAAUGAAAAAGAGGAGUGCAAAAGAUUGAGAGAAGCUAACACAAAACUAGAAAUGGAACUAAAAGAAAACCAAGAAUUAGCAAAGUCUCAGCGUUAUCAGUUGCAAAACACACGUGAAAUGAUUGCAAACCUCCAGGAAACGAUCUCACAGUUAGUAUAUCUUAAGAGAGAAGCAAAGAAAUUGAACGACGAAAUUGUUGCCAAGGACUGUGCAAUUUCUGGUUUGAAAAAGGAAAAAGAAACAGUAAUCCAAAAACAAAAGGAGGUCCUAAUGGAGUUACGCAUGUCUUACGAAGCGCAAAUAGAAGAAGUUAAAGCUGAGAACGAGAAUAAAAUACGCCAAAUCCAACAUGUGGCCGAUACUGAAGUUGCUCAAUAUAGAUGUGCAAACGAAGAACUUAGGAGUGAACUUAACGAAGCUAGGGCUGAGCACAGUGAUAAAAUGAAUACGAUGGUAUUAGAAUAUGAAGAGAAGAUGCAACGCAAUGCGGCGCAAAACGCUCAACUCCAGGACCAACUGGCUAGACAGAGUGCCUCGCAUGAUACUAACAUAGACGCUUACCGCAGGAAGAUAGCGGACCUGGAAGAGAAACUUAAACAAUACCAAUUCAAAGAAUACUUAGCCAAUAAUUCAACGCAAUACAGCGUGGCUGCAGAACGUCCGUAUUCUGUAAACAGAAAAACAUCUGAUAGUUACAAUGUGGAUUUGAAUCAAAUGCAAGGAAGUUCGAAAACUUUGCCAAGAAACAUGUUGACUAAUACGCAGAGAUCAACGAAUUCUCUUCAAAUCACGUACGGUGAUGUAAAUCCUGUUACUGCAAAUUCAAAUAAGAAGAAAGGACAAUUUGAAAUAACCAAGAAACGUAAACUGUACAGCGAAAAAGACUACCAAGAUUUUUAA
Molecule: messenger RNA, 1050 nt
Organism: Papilio polytes (common Mormon)
Lineage: Eukaryota; Metazoa; Arthropoda; Insecta; Lepidoptera; Papilionidae
Exons: 6
Coding region: 76-1050 (324 amino acids)
Source: RefSeq, a predicted model, not a curated record